AUGGUCAAGAGUUACCACAUUUUGGACCCAGAAGGCGAUGUCAUCCUCGUCUUUCCUCAACAAGAUGCCACAGAUCGCGUCGGCAAGUUCAUUCUCAUUGACCUCACGCGUGAAAACCACCCUUUCGAAGACUCUGCGACUGUCGAAGCAGAAAUAGACAGCAUUUCUACCACCGUCGAAGGAGAAUGGUCAGAGCUAGACGGUGAGAAGGAAGGCGAAGACAAUGUUGAGGAAGAAUUACGCAGGGAAGCCGCCUCUUUAGAACCUCUGGCUAUCUCUCGUCCGCCCAAAAACCGAGAAGUACGCGUGCAGGUUUCCUCAAAACAUCUGUCCCUUGCAUCUCCUGUUUUCCACCGAAUGUUUAGGAGCUGGCGCAAAGAGACCGAAAACGCUCACACUAAUAAACGUAUCAAUAUAAACAAAGAGAUAUGGGAUCCUCAUGUUGUGUCGAUAUUGAUGAAUCUGAUUCAUGGGCACAUGCGGAAAGUUCCAAGACAUGUCAGCCUUGAGGAACUGGCAAAGUUUGGAGUCCUCGUUGAAUAUUUCGAAUGCCACGAGAUCGCUGAAGUCUUUACGGAUAUGUGGGUCGAUCAUCUGAAAGAGGAGAUUCCGUUCUCAUCACCAGGCGAUACCAUGCGCUGGAUUCGGAUAUCAUGGGUUUUUCGCAAACCGGCCGAAUUUCGUGCUGCCACACGUCUCGCAGUGAUGGAGACCAAGGGACCACUCGCUGCUCAGACUCUACCAAUCCCGAGAAGAAUACUUGAUCGAGCGGCGUCGUGA
Aspergillus thermomutatus is the source of this 780-nucleotide messenger RNA. RefSeq lists its product as uncharacterized. The transcript is spliced from 3 exons. NCBI's taxonomy places the organism in Eukaryota, Fungi, Ascomycota, Eurotiomycetes, Eurotiales, Aspergillaceae. Bases 1 to 780 code for a protein of 259 amino acids. The record is from RefSeq and is a predicted model, not a curated record.